GUCGCGCUUUCUCACGAGUCACGACGCAUCUCACUCUCACUCGCUCGCUCGUCAGACGACGACGACCCAAGCCAAGAACAAGAAGAGUCUUUCCUCCCUCACUCACUCCUCGCCAUCUCCAUCUCGCUCACGGCCGGCUUUGCUUGCCUGCUUUGCCUCGCACCUUGUUCUCCUCGUACGCCGCACGCACGCACAGCUCACUGCUCCGAGGAGGAGGCGCAUCCGCCCUUGCAUGACCGCAUGAGGCCGGCUGUCGGCCCCCGCCAAGAAUGAGAGGCUGGGCUGCCUCUCCCACCAGCGCACCGACCCACACCGCAAGUAAGACGAGGAGGCGAUGGGCAACUGCGGCACGCGGGAAGAGAAUGCCGUCGUCGCUGCGCACGCGCAAGUUCAGCAGCUGCACUUGCUGCAACAUUCUGCCAAGAAUGCUCUUGCAGAUAGGAAGCACAACCGGACCUUUUCAGAUAUAAGUGAUCCUUCAACGCCUGGCAAAAUUGAAGAUACCAAGGACAUUUCCAUAUACAACAAUGUGAUUGCCUUCACAUUGUUUGAGCUUGAAACGAUCACAAAGAGCUUUCGUGCCGAUUAUGUUCUUGGUGAAGGAGGCUUCGGGACUGUUUACAAGGGUUAUAUAGACGAGAAUGUCCGGGUUGGCCUCAAAUCGCUGCCUGUUGCUGUCAAGGUGCUCAACAAAGAUGGACAUCAAGGACACAGAGAAUGGCUUACUGAGGUUAAUUUCCUGGGGCAGCUAAGGCAUCCAAAUCUAGUAAAGUUGAUUGGAUAUUGCUGUGAAGACGAUCACAGGCUGCUUGUCUACGAGUUCAUGUUUCGAGGAAGUCUAGAAAAUCAUUUAUUUCGAAAGACAGCGUCCCCUUUACCGUGGGCUACUAGGAUGUCUAUAGCUUUGGGAGCUGCCAAAGGGCUGGCUUGCCUCCACAAUGCUGAAAGGCCUGUUAUCUACAGAGAUUUCAAGACCUCAAAUAUUCUGCUAGACUCUGAUUAUACUGCCAAGCUGUCUGACUUCGGGCUGGCGAAAGCUGGACCAGAAGGUGAUGAGACCCAUGUAUCGACGAGAGUGAUGGGAACAUAUGGUUAUGCUGCCCCUGAAUAUGUGAUGACCGGCCACUUGACUGCUAGAAGUGAUGUCUACAGCUUUGGCGUCGUCCUUCUGGAGCUGCUGACGGGGCGCAAGUCCAUUGACAAGUCACGGUCCAGCAGGGAGCACAGCCUGGUGGACUGGGCCUGCCCCAAGCUGAAUGACAAGAGGAGGCUUCUCCAGAUCAUCGACCCGAGGCUGGAAGGGCAGUACUCGGUCCGGGCGGCUCACAAGGCUUGCAGCCUGGCGUACUACUGCCUGAGCCAGAACCCCAAGGCGAGGCCGCUGAUGAGCGACGUGGUGGAGACCCUUGAGCCACUGCAGUUGCCGGGCAGCGAUGGAGGCUUUCAGUCCAUCCAUGUCCCUGACUACAGGAUUCACCGUAGGCUAACGGGGAACAAUGUCCACUACAGGGCCAUCCCGAACCCGAAAUGCACCCCGGCUGCCGUCCCGGCGUGCAGGGUGCGGUGAGGUGAGAGCCUCGCCUCGUUUGUUCAUGUUGCCUGGAACUGAAGGAAAGGGGAUGGGAGGUUCAGUUGUAAAUUUGCAAGCCGUGGAUUGUGCGCUCGUCGUGGGUGUGUGUCGUGCGUGUGUUCUUCUUCUUUUGCAUGGUUUUCCGGUUUGUAAAUCUGAUCCGCAUGCUGCUGCUGCUGCUGUUGCUUGUAAGGCCCUCUAGUUUUCUCACUGUGGUCUUAUGUGGUGGCGCUAAGACAGAGUGAGACCUUGCCGAAAACCAGCAGGGGUUAACCCUAGAGAUGAACUGCUGAGCUCUUAUGUUGAUAUGGAGAGGUGUUGUUUACUUGCUCAA
Messenger RNA from Hordeum vulgare subsp. vulgare (domesticated barley), 1904 nucleotides. Its product is annotated as probable serine/threonine-protein kinase PBL8. The record is from RefSeq and is a predicted model, not a curated record. Gene Ontology annotation, biological process: protein phosphorylation. The transcript is spliced from 6 exons. Gene Ontology annotation, molecular function: protein kinase activity; ATP binding. The coding region runs from base 335 to 1567 and encodes 410 amino acids. NCBI's taxonomy places the organism in Eukaryota, Viridiplantae, Streptophyta, Magnoliopsida, Poales, Poaceae.